Messenger RNA from Mycena citricolor, 708 nucleotides. The record is from the annotation of a GenBank genome assembly. Lineage: Eukaryota; Fungi; Basidiomycota; Agaricomycetes; Agaricales; Mycenaceae.
AUGUUCCCCAGUCGUCCCUUUUGUGUUAUUGGCUUCUACCGAUACCUAUGGUACCUCAUUCGUCUCACCGCCUCCGCCGUCUAUCGCCCAGUGCCGUUACCCGAAAACCCUACCUACAUUGCAGCCGAAGACGUCACCAUCAUUGUCCCCACCAUUGAUGCGGGCGAAGAGUUCAAAGAAGCCGCUCGCAGCUGGCUAGUCGGGCAGCCAAAGGAGAUUCUCAUCAUCACCGAGGAGAAAAUGUUGAAGGAACUACAAGCCCUCGCCAAUGCCGUCGAUCCGGAACGUAUCCGGGUGUUAACGGUGCCCUUUGCCAAUAAACGACUCCAGAUGAGCCACGGUAUCAAGAACACUACGACUGAUAUCAUCUUCUUCGCUGACGACGAUGCCAUCUGGCCUCCUACCCUCCUUCCCUCUGUACUCGCGUGUUUCGAAGACCAGAAAGUUGGUGGUGUUGGGACCAGUCAGCGUGUACAACCCGUCGGGAAUCGCAUGACGGUUUGGGAAGUGCUUGCCGCUUUCCGCCUCACCAUUCGCAACAUCGAAAUAUCAUGCUCCCACACAUCGACGGUGGCCUACCAUGCCUCUCCGGUCGGACUGCUGCUUACCGCACACAUCAUUCUCAAAGACCCUGAGUUUCUUCACGGCUUUACCCAUGAUUAUUGGCUCGGUAAUACCAGCUCAACUCCGGUGACGACAAGUUUUUGA